AUGGAACGAUUUGCUGAACGAUCUCGUGAUAUUAUUGCCAACGUGCCAGUCACUGUCAGUACUUCUCCUUCCAGCUCGAAUUAUCAGUGCAAAGAAUGUUUGCUAUAUGGAAGUGUGCUGAAAGAGCAUGAGGAAAAACUUUUACAACGAUUACGUGGUCUUUGUGAUCCUGGACAGUACUCAUUCAACGAACAUGAAAUGGUCUUCAGUCUUAAAACUGGUCAGGAUCCCGAUGUAACUGUUCGAUUGAGAAGGAAAUUUGGUGGUCCAGAUGCGAACAGUUUUCAGUGGCAUUUUCGAUAUAUGGGAGCGGCAGAGCCAGAUAUUAAUUGUCCUACAAUAAUAAGAAAAUCCAUUGAUUCUCUAAUAUAUUCUAGUAAUAUGAUGGAAUUUGUAAAAACAUUGGGAUUAAGAAUGGAUUAUGAGUAUCUCACUAAAGGAUAUCUUUUUACGAGAGGAAAUAUAAAGAUAAUUAUCAAUAAUGUGACGCGAACCGAAAAGAUUGGAACCUACGAUCCUAAUGUUCUCAAACCGCUAUCCGAUUCUUUACUGAUUGAAAUGAGCGUAGCAUUACCUGAUACAAAGGAAUAUAUGACAACCGCAAAAGCUCUUCGUUCAUUUGCUGAUCAACUUAGCCCAAUUUGUGACAUGCAAAAAGUGGAGUACUGGAGACGACUGUAG
This is a messenger RNA of Thelazia callipaeda (thelaziosis nematode), 681 nucleotides long. Lineage: Eukaryota; Metazoa; Nematoda; Chromadorea; Rhabditida; Thelaziidae. The record is from the annotation of a GenBank genome assembly.